Messenger RNA from Camelus dromedarius (Arabian camel), 3006 nucleotides. It is a transcript of the gene RSKR, whose product is annotated as ribosomal protein S6 kinase related. Gene Ontology annotation, molecular function: protein kinase activity; ATP binding. Lineage: Eukaryota; Metazoa; Chordata; Mammalia; Artiodactyla; Camelidae. The record is from RefSeq and is a predicted model, not a curated record. Gene Ontology annotation, biological process: protein phosphorylation. The transcript is spliced from 12 exons. Bases 59 to 1276 code for a protein of 405 amino acids.
GGAACUGCUUAUGUAACUGGGACAGCAGAUUUAGCAGGAGAGGAGGCAGAGGCUGGGGAUGGGAGCAGUGAGCUGUCGGCAGGGGCAACAUGUCCAGAUGGCUGCUCCUCGUAAGCAGGGUGGCAACAACCGGGGCCCCUGGGUCCGAGGCUGGAGGAGCCUCUGGUCAGGCAUGGGGACAACCAGAUCAGGUCUGGAUGAGCUGUGGGGACUUCGGGGACAUCAGUGCCUGCACCAGGAAUCUCUGGAGCCAGCCCCACUGCUAGUAGAGAAGCCUCUGCCUGAAUGGCCAGUGCCUCAGUUCAUCAACCUCUUUCUGCCGGAGUUUCCCAUUAGGCCCCUUAGGGGGCAUCAGCAACUGAAGAUUUUAGGCCUUGUGGCUAAAGGCUCCUUUGGAACUGUCCUCAAGGUGCUAGACUGUGGCCAGAAAGCAGUAUUUGCAGUGAAGGUGGUGCCCAAGGUAAAGGUCCUACAGAGGGACAUCCUGAGGCAGUGUAAAGAGGAGGUUAGCAUCCAGCGAAAGAUCAACCAUCCUUUCAUACACAGUUUGGGGGACAGCUGGCAGGGAAAACGGCACCUCUUCAUUAUGUGCAGCUACUGCAGCACAGACCUGCACUCCCUGUGGUCCACUGUUGGCUGCUUUGCUGAGGCUUCCAUCCGCCUCUUUGCUGCUGAGCUGGUCCUGGUGCUGUGUUAUCUCCAUGACUUGGGCAUCAUCCAUCGAGAUGUGAAGAUGGAGAAUAUCCUUCUGGAUGAGCGAGGCCAUCUGAAAUUGACAGACUUCGGUCUGUCCCGCCACCUGCCCCAGGGAGCCCGAGCGUAUACUAUCUGUGGCACUCUUCAGUACAUGGCCCCAGAGGUCCUGAGUGGAGGGCCUUAUAACCAUGCUGCUGAUUGGUGGUCCCUGGGUAUCUUGCUUUUCUCUCUGGCAACUGGAAAGUUCCCAGUGCCCGCAGAGAGAGAUCAUGUGGCCAUGUUGGCAAGUGUGACCCACUAUGACUCUGAGAUCCCAGCUUCUCUUAACCAGGGGCUUUCACUCCUGCUCCAUGAGCUCUUAUGCCAGAAUCCCCUCCACCGUCUACGUUAUUUGCAUCACUUCCAGGUCCACCCUUUCUUUCGGGGUGUGGCCUUUGACCCAGAGCUCCUACAGAAGCAUCCAGUGAACUUUGUCAUGGAAACACAAGCUACCCAGCCCAGUCCAUCAUCGGAGUCUAUGUUCUUCAAGGACUUUGACUGUAACCUGGAGUCCUACCUGGUCCACCUCAGCCUUGCUUGAGCUCCUCUACUGUAGAUGGGGGCCAUCUAGGAACCUGAGGACCUCUUCCAGUGUCAACUCAGUAUGACCACCUAGAUAAUCCAGUUUGUUUUUACUUUGUAGCCUCUUAUCAUUCUGUUAAUGUAGGUGCUGGACCAGAGUUCAGAUCUUGGGCAUUCUGCUAUUGGCAGCUAUGGUGUCCUAGUCCUUACCCCAUCAUACAGCCCAUCUCUCAAUUUAACAUCUCAGAUCACAAUGUUGACCUUUUCCAUUGUUUCAUUUCUCCAGUGCUUAUACCCUGAAGCUUUUAGCCAGAAGCUUAUUCCACUUUUCCCUCUCCUUGUUUCUCUGCCAUGUUUCCUUUUGUGAGCAAAAAUAACACUUCAUGGGUUCCCAAGGUGCUAUUUAUGUGUUGAAUAGUCCUGUCAGAAGCAGUAUGAAUGUUUUUCAGAGGUCUCAAAAGCUAGCAUUUCGAUCCCUAAAUAUGCAGGUAAAACAUAUGAUCUAGGGGCUCAAAGGCAGUCUAAUUUUUAAAAAUUUAAAAAGUAAGUCUGAUAGCCUACUGUGAGGAAGAGAAUAAGAAAUGAAACAUGGGUGGGUUAAAUGUCCCCUCUAGGGGUAAUUAACAUAGCUAUCCACUUUUUCCCCAAAACAAAACCUCUUUGAAAGACAUAAGGAUUCUUUUUUAAAAGAUUUAUUUAUUUUAUUAAUUUUGGGUGGGGGGAGGAGGUAGUUAGGUUAUUUUGUUUUGUUUUGUUUAUUUAUUUAUUUAUUUAUUUAUUUAUUUAUUUAUUUAUUUAUUUAUUUAUUUAUUUAUUUAUUUUUCAAUCCCCAGGAGGGAUUGAACCUAGGACCUUGUGCAUGCUAAGCAUGUGCUCUACCACUUGAACUAUACCCUCCCCUCUGAGAUAAGGAUUCUUAAACUGAUCAUUUUCCUAGAUGGCCCAGGAUUCAGUUUGUGAUGGGCAAGCCAAGGGGGUUAUGACAUCAACCUUGAGAUUUAAGGUUAAAGAUGUAACUCAGGAAUCUUUUCCUUUAGUAAGGGAAAUUAUCUUGACCUUAAAUUUGUAUAUAUUUCUGGCCUUUAUGACUUCUUUUCAUUUUUCUUAAACUAACUUCUGAAAAGCUUCAUUUUCAUUAUUUUUUAGUUAUAUCUGAUCUCUCUUUCCAGACCAAAGAGUCUGGGAAGUACUCUGUGUAGUAUUUAUAGUCAUUUUGUCGCUGGAUUAAGCCAGAUUUUUCCCUGUACAUAGCUGGCAUUUUAUUGGCCUCUGCAGAACUGCUUUUUCUGGAUUGCACUUUGGCAAUCCAUAUGAAAAUCCCUAUGAAAUUUAAUUGUUGUAGAUACCGUAAAGGGUUGUUUAUCAUUAUAAUUCAUAACUCAUAAUGUUCUAUUUAGGAUAGUUGGGAGAAUUUCCUUUGAACUCAGUUAUGCUUUUCCUGAAUUGCUGUUUGAUUUUUAUCUUCAAGACACUAUAUAUUCAACUGACUCUAUUUUUCUUUCCAUACUGAUGCUAGACCACUUAGAGCCCAGUUUGUGGCCCACCUUCAGAAAGUGUUGAGGACCUCAUGUUAUGUGUUUUGUAUGCCAGCCACGUUCUUGGUUCCAUCUUCCUUUUCUACGUUUACUUUCCUCAUUCUCAUUUUUCUGUUUUAAUCUUUUUUUAAAAAAUUUUAUUAGAUUAUCUGCAUCUUUGUAAGCCUUUUAGAAUGAGGUUAGGGUAUAAAUAAAUAAAAGAAUGUAUCCUUAA